AUGUUUUAUCGAAUGAAUAGUAGUAGUAUUAUUAUCGUAAAUAAAAACAUUUUACACGUAAUUGUUUUCCUAUUGUUGAUAACGUCAUCAACGGUCAAGUGUCAAUUUUUACAAAAUGAUUCCGGUAAAAGAAUUCGAAUAUCCGGUGAUUUGAUACUCGGUGGUAUAUUUCCAAUGCACGAACAACGUAACGGAAAAUGCGGUGCCGUAAAAGAAGAAAAAGGCAUACAAAGGCUCGAGGCCAUGUUGUAUGCGAUGGACAAAAUAAAUAAAGAUCCAACGAUAUUACCGAACGUGUCACUAGGAGCUCUUAUAUUAGAUUCGUGUAGCAGUGACACAUACGCGUUAGAGCAAUCAAUGGAAUUUGUUAAAUCUUACAUGAGUCAGGACAUGUCUGAAUACAGGUGCGAAUCAGGUAUGCGUCCGACUCACGUUCCACAUAAACCGGUUAUUGGAGUUAUAGGAGCAUCGUUUAGUGUCGUUUCAAUAAUGGUGGCAAACAUAUUACGUUUAUUCAAGAUUCCACAAUUAAGCUACGCGUCGACGAGCACCGAACUAUCGGACAAAUCAAGAUUUGAAUAUUUUAGCCGCGUCGUGCCCCCAGAUAAUUUUCAAGCUCAAGCCAUUGUCGAAGUUGUUAAAGCACUUGGAUGGAAAUACGUGAGCACGGUUGCCGUGGAAGGAGACUACGGUGAAAAGGGAAUCGCAUCGUUCAUAUCAUUGGCGACAAGUUCUGGGAUUUGCAUGGCAGUUUCCGAAAAAAUAUUAAGAAAUUCUAAACAGGAAGAUUUUGAUAGAAUUGUCGAAAGACUUUUAACAAAACCAAAUGCAAGAGGAGUCGUCAUGUUCGUGGAUGAAGACAACACGAGAAAAUUGUUACAAUCAACGAUAAGAGCAAAUAAAACAGGACAUUUUAUGUGGAUAGGAAGUGAUUCAUGGGGAGCCAAAAAUUAUCCAGUUAGAGAUCAAGAAUCUGCUGCCGAGGGUGCAAUAACAAUAUUACCUAGGAGAACGGCUUUAGUUGAAUUCGAUAAAUAUUUUACAUCUUUGAGACCGAAAAUGAACGAGAAUUCGUGUAACGAAUCAUCGGGUAAAAAUAUAAAAACCUCUGGAAAAGAUACGUUGAUUAAUUGCAGAAACGUAUGGUUUAGAGAAUUUUGGAGCCAGCAUCAUAAAUGUUAUUUUGAUACUGGAAACGUUAUGGAUUUACCACCGGAAAUUGAUAAGAUGUGUACUGGAGAAGAAAAAUUACAAAAUUACGAAGAGGAAGGUUUAGUGCCAUUUGUCGUGGAUGCCGUUUACGCCAUGGCUUAUGCUGCACAUAAUAUAUUAAAAGACGAAUGCGGUGAUCCAGGAAUUUUAUGCGAAACAAUGAAACCAACGCCACCGGGUUCGAAACUUCUUAAAUAUAUAAGAAACGUAUCGUUUGUUGGAUUGCAAGGUACGGAUGUUAGAUUCAACGAAGAUGGCGACGCUUACGGAAGUUAUAGUAUAUUUCAAUAUCAAAAAGGAGAAGAAGAUAAAUAUGAUUAUGUUUUAGUCGGUUCGUGGAAAGAAAAAUUGGAAUUUGAAAUAUCAAAAACAAGGUGGAGAAGUGAAAAUUCAACGGUACCGCCAAAAUCAAUUUGUAGCGAACCUGUCCCUUGGGACACAUACGAAAUUUCAGGAUCAGUGCUGCUGGAGUUGCGUUUCUUGCAGAGACGAUGCCUACGUUUUUAA
Molecule: messenger RNA, 1719 nt
Organism: Pediculus humanus corporis (human body louse)
Lineage: Eukaryota; Metazoa; Arthropoda; Insecta; Psocodea; Pediculidae
Product: metabotropic glutamate receptor 4, 6, 7, putative
Exons: 10
Coding region: 1-1719 (572 amino acids)
Biological process (GO): G protein-coupled glutamate receptor signaling pathway; regulation of synaptic transmission, glutamatergic
Cellular component (GO): membrane
Molecular function (GO): adenylate cyclase inhibiting G protein-coupled glutamate receptor activity
Source: RefSeq, a predicted model, not a curated record